This is a messenger RNA of Diatraea saccharalis (sugarcane borer), 1744 nucleotides long. Lineage: Eukaryota; Metazoa; Arthropoda; Insecta; Lepidoptera; Crambidae. The record is from the annotation of a GenBank genome assembly.
GCUGUGAUUCGCUUUGCAGUGGCGAAAAAAAGUCGUCGGUUGCAAAGAAAAAAAUAAUGUUAUGUACACUACUUAUAUUUAAAAGCAAAGUAAUAUUAAUUAGUAAAUAAAUUAGGUUUAUAGACGUACGCGUUUUAUUAAAUGAUAAGGGAAUGUCGUUUACAGUACUUUGUUCAUUUGCUUUAGCGUUUUACGUUGUGAUUUGGUUUUUCGAUUCGUUCUUCAAGAGUUGUAUGCAUUAUCCUUACUAUGCAUUUUUGGAAGGAACUGGCUUAAAAGUGGGAAUUUUGAACUUCUCUUGGACAACAACAGCAUUCAAUAGAUUCAUUUAUAGAUGGAGCAAAAAUCUUACCCGUAUUUUGAAAAAAUGGUUUACUUGUGGUUAUAUAAUUACGAUAUUUAUAUUUCUACCAUUUGCCAUAUGGACAUUGAUGGCUUUCAUAUUUGAACAUUUCUAUGAAACGAUUCAACUGAAUACUGUACCUGAAGUCAAAGCUAUGCUACCUGGUGUUAAUAUACCCUUAUCAGAUUUUUGGGUAUAUUUCUUGUCUAUAGGCUUGUGUAGUACACUUCAUGAGCUCGGACAUGCAAUGGCUGCUGCUCAAGAGGAUGUUCAGUUAAUAUCAAUUGGAGUAUAUGUUUUCACAAUAAUACCAGUUGCUUUUGUGCAGUUAAAUACAGAACAUUUAAACAGUCUUGCAAUUACUAAAAGACUUAGAAUUUACUGUGCAGGGGUGUGGCAUAAUUUAGUGACAGCUUUAAUUGCAUUACUAUUAUUUUUCUCUGCACCUAUCCUGUUUAACAUUGCAUAUGAGACUGGCAUUGGUGUGAGAGUAACAGAUUUCAGUGAUGAUUCUCCUUUAAAAGAUGUGAGGGGACUUGAAUUGGAUGAUGUUGUUACAUCUAUCAAUGGUUGUGAGAUUAAGAAUACCAAUGACUGGUCAUACUGUUUGCACAUGGCACAUAAUCGUUUUGGUAUAUGCACAAGUGCUGAAUUCAUUGCUCAAAAUGAUGAAAUCAUGAUGGAAACUGUGAAAGAAAAUGAUGUUGUUGAAUGUUGUAGAAAAGAUGAUUUGUAUAGUUUUUGUUUUGAGUAUAUGGAACCUAAAAUAGCAGGUGAUUCAGUGUUGCCAGGCCAGUAUUCCUGUCUCAGACCUAGGGAUAUGAUAAAAAAUAAGUUUACAAAGUGCAUGGAAGCUGAUGGCUAUUCAUGUCCUAGAAAUAGUCAUUGUCUCAAACCAUCCAUGAAUAAUCACACCUACUUAUUGGUUAUUGAAAGACAGAAUAAUAAUCCUGUAUUGUAUUUGGGAUUACCAUAUGAUUUACACAAAACAGUAUAUGUUGACCAGUAUUUCCCUAGGAUUGCUUUGUUCUCAUUCUUCUCUCCAUCACAAUUUGAGAAGCUUCUCAGAUAUGUUUUUAUAUUUUCUAUGGGCAUAGGAUUUUUAAAUGUUGUGCCUUGUUAUGGUACUGACGGGCAUCACAUAGCAAGGAAUCUGAUUCAAAUUGCUGCUAAAUAUUUUAAUAAGAAUGGAGAUUUUGUAACAUUUUUUACUGUUUUUACAGCAGUUGUGGGUACUGGUAUAACAGUGCCUAUGUUAGUGUAUCUGUUUUACCAGGCUAUUGUAGAUAACUAACUUUUUUAUCAUUUUUGAUGGUAUUCCAAAAAUGAAGUUUCUAUGUGUAAUAUUAUUAAUGUCAGUGGCCAUUGAUGUAUUUAAUAUUUAUGCUGUACACUAAGUAG